Molecule: messenger RNA, 741 nt
Organism: Trematosphaeria pertusa
Lineage: Eukaryota; Fungi; Ascomycota; Dothideomycetes; Pleosporales; Trematosphaeriaceae
Product: Cloroperoxidase
Exons: 3
Coding region: 19-720 (233 amino acids)
Molecular function (GO): peroxidase activity
Source: RefSeq, a predicted model, not a curated record
UGAAAGACAGCAGGCAAGAUGAGACUUACUUCAGCACUUUCGUCUGUUCCCUUUUGCAUUGGCCUUGCCCAAGCAUAUGGCGAUGAUCCCUUCUCAAAGUGGCAUCCAGCUGGGCCCGGCGAUGUGCGAGCACCAUGCCCCAUGUUGAACAGCCUAGCAAAUCAUGGUUUCCUUCCCCACGACGGCAAGUUCAUCACCGAAAACCGAACGAUUUCCGCACUCUCCACAGCUCUCAACAUCAGCGCCGAGCUGGGAAAGUUCCUUUUUGGUGAGGCAAUGACGACGAGUCCGGAGCCUAAUGGUACCACCUUCGACCUGGACAAUUUGAGCAGGCAUAAUAUUUUGGAGCACGAUGGGAGUUUGAGCCGCGCAGACUACUACUGGACCCACGACUCACACAGCUUCAACGCCACCGUCUUCGCGCAGACCCAAUCCUACUGGACAGGCCCCGUCAUCGACAUCCAAAUGGGUGCCAACGCACGCCUCGCCCGCGUGCAGACGUCCAACAAGACUAACCCGACCUUCUCCAUGUCCGACCUAGGCGACGCAUUUAGCAUUGGCGAAACCGCAGCGUACAUUGGUAUUCUGGGCGACGUGGAGUCGGGGACGGUAAAGAGGGAGUUGGUGGAAUAUUUGUUUGGUGAGUCAACAGCAUUUUCAUUCGGUGGAUGCUAUCUAUCUCACUGUGGAUGGAAUGCGCUUCUCUUUGUUUUCCUUUGAUUUGCGCGAUCGAUGGGCUGA